This is a messenger RNA of Austrofundulus limnaeus, 1201 nucleotides long. It is a transcript of the gene ube2l3b, whose product is annotated as ubiquitin-conjugating enzyme E2L 3b. The transcript has 4 exons. The coding region runs from base 54 to 518 and encodes 154 amino acids. The record is from RefSeq and is a predicted model, not a curated record. NCBI's taxonomy places the organism in Eukaryota, Metazoa, Chordata, Actinopteri, Cyprinodontiformes, Rivulidae.
UUUUUUUUUUUUUUGUCGCGCAGGGAAUUCUGGGAACCCUCAAUAUUUUCAAGAUGGCGGCCAGCAGGAGGCUAGCUAAGGAACUUGAAGAGAUUCGAAGGUCUGGGAUGAAAAACUUCAGAAACAUUCAAGUCGAGGAAUCAAACCUUUUGUCAUGGCAGGGUCUUAUUGUUCCCGACAACCCUCCAUAUGACAAAGGUGCGUUCAGGAUUGAAAUCAUUUUCCCCACCGAGUACCCUUUCAAGCCUCCCAAAAUCACUUUCAAGACAAAGAUCUACCACCCCAACAUUGAUGAAAAGGGUCAGGUGUGUCUGCCUGUCAUCAGUGCAGAGAACUGGAAACCCGCUACCAAAACUGACCAAGUUAUCCAGUCCCUGAUUGCUUUGGUGAAUGACCCCCAGCCUGAACACCCUCUGAGGGCAGACUUAGCAGAAGAGUACUCAAAGGACCGUAAAAAAUUCUUGAAGAACGCCGAAGAGUUUACAAAGAAACACGGAGAAAAGCGGCCAAUGGACUAAUCACAUUGACACGGCUCCCCAUUCUCCUGCUCUUCUAACCAACAUGCUUGUUCACUCUUUUAUUUCCCCUUACCUUUUCUCCCUGCAGCCCUGGAUCUGUCAGCCUGACAGCAGGUUGACACAGCCUCAGGUUUGCUCCCCACUCUCCAGGAUUCUGUGGAUCGGGCAGCCUCCUCUUCUUCCUCCUGAGCUCCAGAUCUUCGGGCCUUCACUAACAUUUUACUCUUUCUUAAGGUGAAAAUGGAAACAGAAAGGCUGCUGUCACUGAGUUAGAUGGUUUCUGGUAGUUUUUCCUUAUAAACAUCCAUCAGACUUUUGGAUCAACAGGACCAUCUGUGUUUUCUUUCUUUUGUCCCCAAAGUCACAGAGUUGAUGUUUAAAUUACGACAGAAUUAAAGCUGUAGCUGGGACCCUGACUAAACUAUAUCUGCCUUAUGUAUCUCCACUCAUUUGUAGAAUUGCACUGAAAGUAAAAGUUGGUUUCCAGCUAACACUCCAACCGGAUCAACAUUCAUAUUCAUGCACAACCCCCACAUUUUGUUUUUCUUUUUUUAAGACAUUUGGUUGUCAGUUUCUCUGUAUGAGAAAGCUUCUGUUUUCCUCCAUAUUGUUUUAAUUGGCACUUGAUAUAAAAUUUACUGCUCAGAAUGUGUUUGAAAUCAUUAAAAUCUGCUCCUGCUGGA